UGGGUCUUUGUUGAUGAUAGAGAUGGGAACAAAAAAAAUUGCUUUUAAAAUACUUUACCAUUCUUAAGAUAGAAGACUAAGACAUAUAAUAGUGGAUGUAUUGUUCCAACCAAACUGCAGAAUUUCUUUUCCCAAAAGGGCACGCCAUCUUUCCAUUCUGGAGGAGGUACAGGAUCGUAAACUCUAGGAGGCAACCUUGGAGCUCGUCAAUGACUGAAAGUUUUAAUUGCCCAUUACACCCAAACCGAAAUGCACAAAACCCAAAACCCAACAAAGAAAAUGAAGAAAACCCACCGUAUAAUACUUGAGAAAAUCUAAGUGGAAUCGAGGGUGGAGCCAAGAGUCAAGUGGAGGCAAUUGUCCUUGACCCUGCAAAAAAAUUAUUAAACAAUUUAAGCAGCAAUUUUGAAGAGAGAUAAAGGAAAGGGGAAACAGAACCAAAACAUGGCAUGCCUUCAUGCCAUCAUGGAUAGAGGACAUCAUGUUACAAUUGAUAUUGAAAAAAUGGUAUCUUUGAUAAAAGAUACGUCCAUGUCGCCCAAAUGUUGCAUCUUCAAAACCCCCAUCAUACUUCGCAGGUUAAAUGUAAAAGCUUAUGUCCCGGAUGCAUUUUCUAUUGGGCCUUUCCAUCAUGGCGACGGUCCAAAGUUGAAGGCCACAGAAAAUAUUAAAAUUAAGUAUUUGCAAGGCCUUCUUUCUCGAUCACACUCUCCGAAGGAAAGGUUGAGGAAUUUAGUCAAUUCCGUCAUGGAUGUGGAGAAAGAGGCUCGUGAGUGUUAUGCUGGGCCAAUUGAUUACGAAACAAAUGAUUUUGUAAAAAUUCUGGUUAUUGAUGGGUGCUUCAUUAUUGAGUUGCUACGCAAGUCUGCUUAUGCAACACUUAGAGAAAAAGAUGACCCAAUUUUCACCAUGUCUUGUAUGCUAGAAUUUCUAUACCAUGACUUGAUAUUGCUAGAAAACCAAGUACCGUGGAUGGUACUUGAGCUUUUGUUCAACAUGACCAUCGGCCCAGAACACCGCCAUCCCUUAUGCGAACUUGCCCAAAAAUUUUUUAUUAACAUUUUCUCUCUCGAACCACUUCAUAUAGAUUCCCCUAAUUAUAUCGAGGACAUCAAGCAUAUCCCCGACCUGAUUAGAAAAUGGAUGAUUUCAUUAAUUGAAGAAGGUGAAGAAAGCUCAGAGUCGUUUUCAUGGAAGCACAUUCCUUCUGCCACGAGCCUUGCAGAGGCUGGAAUCAAAUUCAAACCGGGCAAGUCCAAAAGCAUCUUGGGCAUAAAAUUUGAUAAGGGGGUCCUGGAAAUCCCUCCAUUACUAAUUAAGGAGACAACGGAAACCACCAUUCGGAAUCUCAUCAGCUUUGAACAAUGCUACCCUAAUUGUGAUGCGAGGUUCACUUCCUAUGCCAUACUCAUAGACAGCCUCAUUAACAAUGCUCAGGACGCAGAAUUACUUGGCAAGAAUAAGAUGGUUUAUAACUGGUUGAGUCCAGAGGACACAGCGAAUUUCUUCAACAAGCUUUAUUACGAUGCUUUUGUCAAGAAAUACUAUUACGGAAAACUUUCCGGGAACCUGAAUUCGUAUUGCAAACAGAGCUGGCCAAAAUGGCGUGCUGUGCUUGUGCGCAAUUAUUUCGCCACUCCAUGGGCUAUUCUUUCAACAAUGGCCGCUGUCAUCCUACUAAUCCUCUCUUUUCUACAAACUUGGUACACCAUAACCUAGUAUUACAACCUUCGAAACUGGUGAUAUAUUAGUGAUAUGUCAAUGAUCGCUGCUACAAAUGUUAUUACAUACUAGCUUGUAAUCUCCUCCAUACACAUGGAUGUAUUUAUAAAUAAACAAAACUUGUGAGUCCUUUUCUUCUUGCUCUUUUAUUUGGAUUAGGAGGUCUUGCAACUCUGCUGCCCACGAGGCUGUAAAGUUUGCCUUAUACUCCGACGCAUCUUUUUGUUUUUUUAUUAAGGAUAGUCUACCAGCAG
Quercus robur (English oak) is the source of this 1976-nucleotide messenger RNA. RefSeq names its product UPF0481 protein At3g47200-like. The record is from RefSeq and is a predicted model, not a curated record. The transcript has 3 exons. Lineage: Eukaryota; Viridiplantae; Streptophyta; Magnoliopsida; Fagales; Fagaceae. The coding region runs from base 445 to 1719 and encodes 424 amino acids.